Messenger RNA from Vicia villosa (hairy vetch), 1575 nucleotides. RefSeq lists its product as uncharacterized. The record is from RefSeq and is a predicted model, not a curated record. The transcript has 10 exons. Gene Ontology annotation, biological process: DNA-templated transcription. Lineage: Eukaryota; Viridiplantae; Streptophyta; Magnoliopsida; Fabales; Fabaceae. Gene Ontology annotation, cellular component: RNA polymerase III complex; RNA polymerase I complex. Bases 165 to 1334 code for a protein of 389 amino acids. Gene Ontology annotation, molecular function: protein dimerization activity; DNA binding.
AAACAUUUCACAGAGAUUAGGGUUUAAGGGCUCAACGAAAACAAAACAAAACUAAACCCAGCAAAGUCUGAGUUCUCUCUUCGCUUAACUUUGCAAAUUUCUACUACGCCGCCAGUUCAUCCUCCUCCCUCCUCCGUGUACCGUAAUUCUCCAGAUUUUUAACCAUGUCGGAGGAAGAGGACUCGAUGUCGGAGAUCGAAGAUCAAGAACAGAAUGGAGGAGUACCUGAUUACAUUAUGAACUUGGAAGACGUUCCAUCGAAGCUCCCUUCACAUCUUGAACUUCACAAAACUCGCGUUAUUUGUAAUUUGGAUGCUCCUCAGCAUACAGAUACCAUACAAUAUUCUGGUGCUUAUGCAGCAUUAGGAGUUGAUAACAGUGUACGAUUGGAUAAUUUUUGUAAUAACUUCAAGGUUGAAGUGAAGCGGUUUACAGAUGAGGACAUUGAGUUUGAUAUGAUUGGUAUUGAUCCAUCAAUUGCCAAUGCUUUUCGAAGAAUUCUCAUAGCAGAGGUUCCAACAAUGGCUAUUGAAAGAGUAUAUAUUGCGAACAAUACUUCACUUAUACAAGAUGAAGUUCUUUCCCAUAGAUUGGGUCUUAUUCCAAUUUAUGCUGAUCCAAAGCUAUUUGAAUAUCCAGACAAUGCCGGAGGUGAAAACAAUGAAAAGAACACCAUAGUUUUCAAACUACAUGUCAGUUGUAAAAAGGGUCAUCCACGUAUUACUGUGAAAUCAGAUGCCCUGAAGUGGUUGCCUAACGGAAGUGAGCUUGUUGCUGAUAAUACCAAACCAAAUGCUGAUUCAAAGCCAAAAACAUUUACAUCUUUUAGUUGCAGUCAAGGCUCACGUCCUGAAUUCUCCAAAAAACCACCUGCUCCUAAUAAUUUGGAUAUUAUAUUAGCUAAACUUGGACCUGGUCAGGAAAUCGAACUUGAAGCUCAUGCUGUUAAAGGCAUUGGCAAGACACAUGCAAAAUGGUCUCCGGUUGCCACUGCUUGGUAUCGAAUGCUUCCCGAGGUUGUACUCACAAAAGAUGUUAAGGAUGACCUGGCCGAAGAACUAGUUAGUAAGUGUCCAGCUAAAGUAUUUGAUAUUGAAGAUAUUGGAAAAGGUAGAAGAAGGGCUACUGUAGUCAAUGCACGAGCAUGCACUUUAUGUAGGGAAUGUAUCAGAGGAGGGCAAGAAUGGGAGGAUCGAGUAGCACUGCGUCGAGUCAAAGAUCAUUUUAUUUUUACUAUUGAAUCAACGGGAGCAUUACCGCCUGAUGUGCUAUUUACCGAAGCGGUGAAAAUUCUGGAAGAUAAGUGUGAACGAGUUAUUACAGAGCUUUCUUGAUUAUUCUUUUUGCAAUGUUUUUAAAUGAAUGAAAAAUUAAGAUGUUGUACAUGAUCAAUUCAGUUAUUAUUUGAUUUUCUAUGAACAAGUAUAUAACUUGUGGUAUGAAAUCACGUAGUUUGGAUGUGCAUGUGACAUGUCUGCAGAGACAUGAUCAGUUUUGUUUGUACCGCCCAAAACUUACGAUCUUGGCAGUAGUUUCAUUCCAGAUUGCUAGUUUAUUGCAAGUGCUUUAAUUCCA